This is a messenger RNA of Prunus avium (sweet cherry), 3129 nucleotides long. The record is from RefSeq and is a predicted model, not a curated record. NCBI's taxonomy places the organism in Eukaryota, Viridiplantae, Streptophyta, Magnoliopsida, Rosales, Rosaceae.
UAGCUUGUAGAGAGUUGAAUAAUGGGAAUGGGAUUCUGAAAAAAGAAUAGAAAGGAGCAGUUUGAGAGAGAGAGAGAGAGAGAGAGAAGAAAAAUAAAAGGAAGAGAGAGAGAGAAUCUGGUGGGCUUUGAGCUGUGAUUUAGCUGUCUUUUGAUGUGUAAUCUCUCUCUCUCUAUUUCACUGGUACAAACUACACAAACACACAUCUCCAAAAUCCCUAGAAAACAGCCCCCACUCCCCUCCCAACCCCUUUCUUCCUCCUCAAACCCCAAACCCCCAAAAACUCUCUCUCUUUCUCUCUCUUCUUUCCUACAUUUUCUUCCUCUCAGAUCUCAAGGUCCCCAAAACCCCAUUUGCAAUCUCAGCAGAGAAAAGAGAGAGAAACAAAGGAAAGGGUUUUUCUUUUUCUUUUUAAAUUUUCCUUCUUUUUUUUUUGUGAGCUAUAAGCUUAAACAAAUUUAAAGUGGCAUUUGGAGAUUCAGAUGUCUCAUGUGAGAUGAAGAAGAAGACCACCCUCCUUGAUCUCUCACUUCUUCUCAUCACCUUCGUUCUCGCCUCCUCAUCACUCUCUGUCGUCUGUGGUGCUCAGGAGCACCACCACCAUAACGGCAUUAUCAGCCAUGGAGCUCUCUCCCACGCCGAAGCCCUCUACAUCAAGCAGCGCCAGCUCCUCUACUACAGGGACGAGUUCGGCGACCGAGGCGAGCUAGUCACCGUCGACCCAUCUCUGGUUUUCGAGAACCAGAGAAUCAGAAAUGCUUACAUAGCUUUACAAGCUUGGAAGCAAGGCAUUCUCUCCGACCCGCUUAAUCUCACCGGUAAUUGGGUCGGAUCUAAUGUCUGCAACUACACCGGAGUCUUCUGCACAAAAGCCCUAGACAACAGCUCCAUCCGAACCGUAGCUGGGAUUGAUCUUAACCAUGGCGACAUUGCUGGGUACUUGCCUGAAGAGCUUGGGCUGCUUGCAGAUCUCGCAUUGUUCCACAUCAACUCCAACCGCUUCUGCGGGACUGUGCCUCACAAGUUCAAGCAGCUCAAGCUGCUCUUUGAGCUCGAUAUCAGCAACAAUCGGUUUGCUGGGAAGUUUCCUCGGGUUGUUCUUCAGCUGCCAAAGCUGAAAUUUUUGGAUCUGAGGUUCAAUGAGUUCGAAGGGACUGUGCCCAAGGAGCUGUUCGACAAGGACUUGGACGCCAUUUUCAUCAACCACAACAGGUUCAGGUUCGAUCUGCCGGACAACUUCGGGAACUCGCCGGUCUCCGUCAUCGUCCUCGCAAACAACAAGUUCCACGGCUGCGUUCCGGCGAGCCUGGGCAACAUGUCGAACCUCAACGAGAUCAUUCUGAUGAACAAUGGGUUCAGGUCCUGCUUGCCGGAGGAGAUUGGGAUGCUCAAGAACUUGACGGUGUUUGAUGUGAGCUUCAACCAGUUCUUGGGUUCGCUGCCGGAGACGAUUGGAGGGAUGGUGAGCUUGGAGCAGCUCAAUGUGGCCCACAACUUGCUGUCUGGGACGAUUCCGGCGAGUAUUUGCUCGCUGCCGAGGCUGCAGAAUUUCACUUACUCUUACAACUUCUUCACCGGCGAGCCCCCGGUGUGUCUGGGCUUGGCGGGUUUCGAUGAUACGAGGAAUUGCUUGCCGAAUAGGCCGGCGCAGAGGCCGGCGGCGAAGUGUAAGUCGUUCUUGUCUAGGCUUGUGGAUUGUAAGUCUUUUAGAUGUAAACCUUUUGUUCCUUCUUUGCCUUCUCCUCCUCCGCCUUCGCCGCCGCCUGUUGCGGUUCCUUCACCGCCUCCCCCGGUUGCUUUACCCCAAUCACCACCCCCCCCCCCGCCUCCAGUUUACUCACCACCCCCACCACCGCCUCCAGUUUACUCACCACCCCCACCACCGCCUCCAGUUUACUCACCACCCCCACCACCGCCUCCAGUUUACUCACCACCCCCACCACCGCCUCCAGUUUACUCACCACCCCCACCACCGCCUCCAGUUUACUCACCACCCCCACCACCGCCUCCAGUUUACUCACCACCCCCACCACCGCCUCCAGUUUACUCACCACCCCCACCACCGCCUCCAGUUUACUCACCACCCCCACCACCGCCUCCAGUUUACUCACCACCCCCACCACCGCCUCCAGUUUACUCACCACCCCCACCACCGCCUCCAGUUUACUCACCACCCCCACCACCUCCGUCACCGCUACCCCCACCGCCACCACCGCCACCGCCACCUCCCCCAUCACCAUCACCUCCACCGCCAUCGCCAUCACCACCACCACCAAUUUAUCCGUAUCCAUCACCUCCACCUCCCGUCCAUUCCCCACCUCCCCCAGUGUACCAGUCCCCUCCACCACCACCACCACUUUGUAUGGAGCCACCCCCUCCACCUUCGCCACCACCACCAUGUAUUGAGUACUCACCACCACCACCACCACCAACUCCCAUUGUGUACUUGCCCCCACCUUCACCCUCACCACCACCUCCUGUCUAUUCUUCCCCACCUCCACCAGUCUACCAGUCCCCUUCCCCACCACCACCGUCGCCACCGGUUCACUACAGUUCACCACCACCGCCAAUUGUUUAUGAAAGCCCACCGCCCCCCACUCCUGUAUAUGAGGGCCCAUUGCCACCCAUCUUUGGAGUUCCAUACGCGUCUCCUCCGCCACCACCCUUCUAUUGAUGAUUCUUUUGAGAAUUUUCCUCCUCUAACCUUUCCUGGAGCGUCACAUCACACAAAACUACCCAGAGUCAGUAUUGGAAGUCACGGCUUCUCUUCCCUCCCCACACCAACUCUUCUUUCUCUUUUGGGCAAUUCUCGUCGCUCGUGGAGGAAGAACAAAAAGAAAAAGAAAAAGAAUGAAAUUUGGGAUUGUAUGCAAUUCUUGAAGUUAAUCACCAUUUCGGCAACUGCCAACAAAUGUCUCAAGAAGCAGAGAAGAGGUGAAAGCAUAGAUGUAAUAUCAUCAGUAUAGAGUGAGAGAGAGGUAAGAGGAGAAAGUCUCUCCCAUAUUUAUUUGAAUUUGUUAUGGAUAUUUGAGUUGUGAAAAUAAAAAUGGCAGAGAAACAUUGGGUUGCAGAGAAUGUGUAUGUAUAGGGAUGCAUUUGGAGACCGUAAUUCAGGCUACAAACACAGCA